ACUUUGCUCUUCUUCUUCCUCUUUGCUCUCUCUCUCGAGUCAAAAUUAGGGUUUCGUUGUAUCCAGAGUAUAUAAAGGUUGUGUGUGGAGCUUUUUUCAGAUUCAAAGAAAAAGAUGGAGGUAUUUGGAAAAUCUCCCAUGGUUACAUCUGCCAAUGUUAUUUACUUGUCUGCAAUUCUGGGUCGCGAUUGCGAUGGACCCAAUCAGUGUCACAAAUGUGAUUGGAAAUGUGAGAAUGAAAUUGUUUGUGGGAAUAUGUAUCGCUGCAAACUAACUGGGCUGACUCAUGUCUGCGACAAGAACUGUAACCAGCGGAUUCUCUAUGAUAACCAUAGCUCUUUGUGCCGUGCCAGCGGGAGGAUUUUCCCUCUCUCAUCGGUUGAGGAGCAGGCGGUUAAAGGGGUUCGGAGGAAGCUUGACGCUGUUGAGAGUCAUCCUUCUGAGAGUUGUUCGUUUAAGCGUCGUCGUCGUGAUGCUCAGUUCCAUGCUUCUCCUUUCGAGAGGUCUUUUACUGCUGUGAGCCCCAUCUGCAGCCCAGCUGGAGAAGGAAUGGAGUUCUUGAUGUUUGAUGUCUCUUCUUGUGCACCUUUAGUUUUUUCUUGUGAUUGGACACGAUAUUUAGGCAGGCUUUUAUUCAGCUAUGUAUAUUGUUUUGGCUACUAUUACGCAGAGCCUGACACACCAUGGGUGAUUUCUGUUUCAAAUGUUGCAAUUCAGGAGAGUUUAAUUGUGCUUCUUUUAUGUCCUCUUGUGUUUGUGCUCAGCAGGAAACAACAAGCUCGGUUUAAAUUCAUUGGCAACAUUAGCUGUUACUCCUUAACUGUGAGAAGGAGGAGGGCAUUAAAUAGGUAUGAUGAACUACCCAGUGAGGAUGUGGCCGGCCAACUGUGUUCAAAACUAUCAGCUAAACAUGGUACAAUGUCUUGAGAUUGUUAAGUUGCUGAUGAAGAUAGCUUGUAUAUAAUAUCUGAGGCCCGGAUGGAAUCUGCGCUCUUAUGUUGCCCACAUGAGUCCCACCUAAAUCGCAGUCUUGGUAAGUCAUAGUCCUAGGCUGCAGCCUUACAAAAUACCCUACUCUGAAGUAUAUGUACAAUGAUGAUCUGAAUUAACUCAAACAUAAGAAAAAACUAUGUAAUCUUCAUGUAGAAUAUACUUUCUAGGUUUGC
Messenger RNA from Arabidopsis arenosa, 1166 nucleotides. The record is from the annotation of a GenBank genome assembly. Lineage: Eukaryota; Viridiplantae; Streptophyta; Magnoliopsida; Brassicales; Brassicaceae.